ACACAUGUUUUGUUUGUUUGUGUUUUCGUUCGGCUGAGAAAAGGAAAUUUUGAUAAUUUGCUAGUCAUUUUCUCACGCGACUCAAAGAAAAAAGAGCCAUGGGAGAGACGAACCUUCAGCAUGAAGACUUGCUCAUCAAGCUGCGGGCCAAGCUUAACGAGGAGAAAGUCAAGCUGUGGGAAAGCCCGUACAUCUUGCCCGAUAAUGAAUUAUCACAAAGUUUGCAGGACUUGGCAAAAAAAUAUGCCACUGAACUUUCCCUGGAUGUGGAUGUAGUGCUCCAAGCAUUGCACGAGCUUCAACUGCACUCAAUUGACCGAUCAAAGGCCAAUGCUGAGUUCAAAGAGACGGGAUGUGCUACGUUCAGGGUCAAAGCCACAUUGCCUGGAGAGAGGCCUAGAGUGUUGAAAAUCCAACGGAAACUGGACGUUCUAGGAAGUGAAUUGAUUAAAACUGUGGCGGAAGAAGUCGGUGUCACAGAGAGCAGAGUAAAGCUAAUAUUUAAUGGCAAAGUAAUAAAGCCAGUGCCCAAUCUAGAGCAGCAGGGUGUGAAGAAUGGGGCCCAGAUAAUGGCUCUUAUUAUGGCUGAGGCACCUGAAGUGGUGAAGAAAGAAGACACCAUGUACAUGGAAAUGAAAGCAACAAGGGAUGAUGCUACUUUGCUGACCGAGUAUGUUGACGAUCUGGCUGAUGAUGAUGAUGAAUACAUAAAGUUGGAGGACCAAUCCGGCAAGACGGUGCACCUGCCAGCGGCUGAGCGGCGCUCGCUGAUGGUGGGCUUGGCGCUGCACGAGCGAGGCCGCGCCGCCGCGCGCCAGCGGGACUACUCGCUCGCGCUCGUGCUGCUACUCGCAGCUGACGCACAGCUCAACGAGUGCAGCUCGUCGAUCCUGAAGUCGGUGGACAACUGGGCGGUGCUGCAGCUGGACAUCGCCUGGUGCUACCUGUGCCUGCAGAACCUCUCCUCCGCCAACGACGCCGCCGCCCGCCUCGCCAGGGCUGAAGAAUCAUUCAAGAAUAGCUACGGCGAAGAUCACCAGCGGCUCAUCGCCUUGAAAGGCACCGCAGCCAACGAGCGAGUGCUGAUCAUGCGGCUGUACCUGCUGCAAGGCAUCGUGGCCUACCACCAGAACAAGCGGGCUGAAGCCAAGGCUCUACUGGAGAAGGCUGAGAACGAGCUGAACUUCUUGCGGGUGGACGAAAACGCAGUGACGGCGCUGACGGAGCUGGGCUGGACUUGCGGACAGGCGCGUGCGGGACUGCGCGCCGCGGCCGGCCAGCUGGACCGUGCGCACCACUACCUGGCCGAGCGCCGCGCGCAGCGGGAGCUGGAGCGCGAGCAGCACCGCCGCGACCGGUGAGCGAGGCUAGGCUCCUCCCCAGCGCCGACGCAGCUGGGCUGGACUGCGGGCAGGCGGCCGGCAGCUGGACCGUGCGCACCACUAC
This is a messenger RNA of Ostrinia nubilalis (European corn borer), 1446 nucleotides long. Its product is annotated as NEDD8 ultimate buster 1-like. The record is from RefSeq and is a predicted model, not a curated record. Lineage: Eukaryota; Metazoa; Arthropoda; Insecta; Lepidoptera; Crambidae. Gene Ontology annotation, biological process: regulation of ubiquitin-dependent protein catabolic process. The transcript is spliced from 8 exons. The coding region runs from base 99 to 1361 and encodes 420 amino acids. Gene Ontology annotation, molecular function: protein binding.